UAAGCGAUAGAUGCCAGUCGGACGAAUUCUGUUCCUGCGAAGUAAUUGUUUUUUAAUUGUUGUGUGUCAAAAAGCCAACUUAGUGAAAGCACUGGGUAGCAUCAUCAUUAACAGCGCAAAGAGAGCGAACGAUCAGUGGAAAUAUUUUUGCGGUUCUCUGUAAAAGAUAUCCCGGGCUGUCCGCGCGGACCUAACCUAAUCAGAGCGAGGAAUAACGUGUCUGCCAUAGAAAAUGUCGCAGAAAAUGAAGAAAUCAUCAUCGAAAGCAUCAUCUACCACGACGUCGGCGGUUAAGACGGAGCAACCGGCGGUUAUUGCCGAAACAUCCUCGGUAUCGUCCUCUGGCUCCACCGUUUCCAGCCCAUCGGAUGCGGCCGGGAUCGAGACGGCCUUGAGCCCAUCGCGUCGUAGCAGGCUGCGUGAGAAGAACAACCUGAUGAACCUGAACGAUCGGUUGGCGUGUUACAUCGAGCGCGUCCGUUACCUGGAGCAGGAAAACUCACGCCUUUUGCACGAGCUGACCACGCUACAGGAGACGGCCAACCGGGAGGUAUCGGGGCUGAAGGCCAUCUACGAGCACGAGCUAACCGAUGCGCGCAAACUGCUCGAUGAAACGGCCCGUGAUAAGGCAAAGCUUGAGAUAGAAGCGAAGCGUUAUUGCGAGGAAAAUGAGCAGCUGCGCAUGAAGCUGAACCGCCGCACCAAGGAACUGAGUGAACUGGAGAAGGACGCACGGGUGCACGAGUCGCGGUGCAUCGAGCUGACCGCUAGCUACAACACAAUUUGCUCCGAGCGGAAGAAGCUACAGGAGGAACUGAAUGAGGCAGAGAAGGAAGCGGAAAAGCUGCGCCGCACCUUCGACACGAUGCGUAAGGACUACGAGCAUGAGACGCUGAUCCGCGUCGAUCUGGAGAACAACAUCCAGAGUCUGCGCGAGGAGCUCACGUUCAAGGAGCAGGUUCACAGUCAGGAGCUGAACGAGAGCAAGCUACGGCGGCAGAGCGAAAUCAGCGAAAUGGAUGGGUAUCUGAUGGAGCAGUACGAGACGAAGCUGCAGCAGACACUGCAGGAACUGCGCGAUCAGUACGAGCAUCAGCUGCGCAUCAAUCGCGAGGAAAUGGCCGGUCUGUUCGAGGGUCGCAUCCACUCGCUCGAGGAACGGUUGAUGCUCGAGCGAACGCGCUACGAGGAGGAAAAGAGCAAAAUGGCUCAAGAGAUCGAUCGAAUGCGCAACGAUAUGGCGGUCCAGCUGAAGGACUAUCAGGAUCUGAUGGACAUCAAGAUAUCGCUCGACCUCGAGAUCGCCGCGUACGACAAACUGCUAUCGUCGGAGGAAACGCGCCUCAACAUCACACCGAGUGUUACGAGCACCACGAGUGCUUCGCGCCUCUUCCGAACGCCGUCCUCCCUGAAGCGGAAACGGAACGCACUGGAUGAAUCGCUCGACUAUUCGAUCGUGACCUCGGCCAAGGGCGAUGUGGAGGUGAGCGAGUGUGAUCCCGAGGGCCGGUUCGUACGGAUUCAGAACAAAUCGAAGCAGGAGUACCCACUGGACGGGUGGCAGCUGGUGCGCCGUCCUCAAGAUGCUCCCGAGGUACGCUACAAGUUUGGCAAGGGCAGUAAAAUCGAGGGCAACGGUAUGGUAACGAUCUGGGGUACGGUUGCCAAUCGAAAGCCGGAUCCACCGAUCGAUCUGGUUAUGAAGAGCUCACUCUGGACGGUUACCGAUACGAUGGUGACGACUCUCCUCAAUGCUGAGGGUGAAGAGGUGGCCCUGGUCGAACGCCAGCGAACCAGCAAAGUGCCAAAGGAUAAGUACUUCCACGAGGAAACAGGCGGCCGUAUCGGGGUGUCCUAUUCCGCUAGUCAACAUAUGAAACGAUCGCCUCCCAGCAGUAAUAGUACGCGGAUUGUAAACGGAUCGCACAGCAAAACCGACGAGCAGUGCAGCAUCAUGUGAGAAACUGCCAGCGCCAAAUGUGAUGAAUUCCGAACGCGAUUCCGAUUGUUUGUUCCCAGUGUGUGGCAGUAUUGUUGCCACAGUCAUCCUGCCACCGUGAUCUUUCCUGUAUUAUUCUCGCAAUUUAGGGGAUUCUUUGUUCGAUUUGUAUGUUCAUUUUGUUUGCAAAAAUGUUACAAAUGUGGUGGCGGUUCCGGGUAAAAUACAAUUUGUAAAGGACCAGUGUCCUAUUUGGCUUGGUGGCUUAUUUAAAGAUUGAAUAAAUGUAAACAAAAAUAUCUGCAUUCCUGAAACGAUAA
This is a messenger RNA of Anopheles aquasalis, 2259 nucleotides long. Its product is annotated as lamin Dm0-like. Gene Ontology annotation, biological process: nuclear envelope organization; nuclear migration; nuclear pore localization. The record is from RefSeq and is a predicted model, not a curated record. Gene Ontology annotation, cellular component: nuclear lamina; nuclear envelope. Gene Ontology annotation, molecular function: structural constituent of cytoskeleton. Lineage: Eukaryota; Metazoa; Arthropoda; Insecta; Diptera; Culicidae.